AUGUCGUUCGUGCCGUGGCCGGAGAAGCUAGAUUACACAAGGCAGGCAGAAGAGGUCCCGGGCACGAAGAGGGCUGGGCAGACCGCGCAUUAUCGGAAUGCCAUCUGGGGCCUCGUCGGCCACACGCCCGACUCCAUCCAGACCCUCCCGCAGGUCUUUGACAUCGGCCUGGCAAAGUCGCGGCACGAGCCCUUCCUUGGGCAUCGACCUCUUCUCUCUUCGCCCUCCACCGAUACCCCGGUGCACGCGGGCUACUAUGUAUGGCAGACAUACGCUGAGGUCGAUCAGAGAAGGAAAGCGAUUGGGAGCGCGGUGUGCAAGUUGUUCGAGCGUGGGGGGUGGGAGGGCGUCAGGGAUGGAGGGAGGGAGAUGCAGACGGUGGGGAUCUGGAGCGCGAAUCGCCCGGAGUGGCAGAUCGUUGACUUUGCGCUGCACGCGUACGGCAAGGUCGGCGUGAGCUUGUACGACACGUUGGGGAAGGACUCUGUCGAAUAUAUCAUCACCCACGCUGCCAUCCCCCUGCUCUUCGCCUCGUCCUCGCACAUCUCCGCGCUCCUCAAGCUCGCCCACCAGGGACUCAUCCCGUGUCUCAAGACUAUCGUCUGCCUCGACAGCCUGCAAAGCGAAGAGGGGCAUGUGUUGAGGGAGUGGGCGGGAGACGUUGGCGUGGGGCUUUUGGAUUUGGGACAGUUGGAGGAAGAGGGACAGAGGGAGGUGAGAGAGCCGAUGCGGGUGAGUAAGCAUGAUGUGGCGUGUAUAUGUUACACUUCCGGAACCACGAGUACACCAAAAGGCGUUAUCCUCACGCACGGCAACCUCACGAGCGUGACGCAGACGAAUCUGUACGGGAACACGUUCCCGGGCGGCAAGGGGCGGCUGUUGAGCUAUCUGCCGCUCGCACAUAUCUACGAGCGCAUCUGCCAGCACUUCGUCGUUGUCUCCGGUGGGUCCAUCGGGUUCAGCACCAACAACCCCCUCGCUCUCCUAGCCGACCUGCAGCUGUUCAAGCCGAACUUCUUCCCCACCGUCCCCCGUGUUUUGAAUCGGAUAUACCAAGCCUCGAUAGCAGGGGCCGGGGAUGGGGUGAGGGGGAGGGUGUUUAGGGAGGCGGUGAGGAGGAAGGUGGGGGUGCUCAGGGAGACGGGCGGGAGUGGGUGGGGGGUGUGGGAUGUGGUGGUGUUUCGGAAGAUACAGGCGAUGCUGGGCGGGCGCGUCGCGCUGAUCACGUGCGGGAGCGCGCCCAUCGCGCCGGAGGUGAUGGAGUUCGUGCGGGUCGCGCUGAGCUGCGACGUGAUCGAAGGUGCCUAUGGCAUGACGGAGAACUGCGGCACGUGCCUGCGCGUCCUGCCCAACGACCCGCACUCGAGCGGGACGGUCGGCGGGCCGCAGCCGUGCAACGAGGUGAAGCUGAUCGACGUCCCCGCGAUGGGGUACCACGCGGAGGACCGGAGGGGCGAGAUUUGUGUACGGGGGGAGAAUUGUUUUGGGAGGUAUUUGAAAGAUGACAAGAACACGCGCGAGACGGUGGACGCCGAGGGGUGGGUGCACACGGGGGACGUCGGCGAGAUGGACGCGUGCGGGCGGAUCCGGAUCAUCGACCGCGUCAAGAACAUAAUGAAGCUUGCGCAGGGCGAGUACGUCGCGCUCGAGAAGAUCGAGAACCUGUACAGCGCGUCCCCGCUCGCGGCGCAGCUCUUCGUGCACGGCGACGCGCUGCAGUCGUACCUCGUCGGCGUCGUCGUGCCCGAGCCGGUUCACCUCGCUUCUAUUGCCUCCAGGAUCCUCGGUGCGCAGGUGAAGGCGGAGGAUGCGAAGGCGCUGGCGGGGGCGGCGCAGGAUGAGAAGGUGCGCGCGGCGAUUCUGGGGGAGCUGGAUAAGGAGGCGGGGAAGAAUGUAUUGAAAGGGUUCGAGAGACUGAAGCGUAUCCACGUGUCGCUCGACCCGUUCACAGUCGAGAAUGGGUGCUUGACGCCGACGCUGAAGAUACGACGGAAGGAUGCGUAUAACAAGCAUAAGGUGGAGCUGGACGCUUUGUAUGCGCUGGGCGAGCCGACGUCCUCGCAGGCUGCUGCUAAGUUAUAG
This is a messenger RNA of Gloeophyllum trabeum ATCC 11539, 2082 nucleotides long. RefSeq names its product acetyl-CoA synthetase-like protein. Bases 1 to 2082 code for a protein of 693 amino acids. Gene Ontology annotation, molecular function: long-chain fatty acid-CoA ligase activity. Lineage: Eukaryota; Fungi; Basidiomycota; Agaricomycetes; Gloeophyllales; Gloeophyllaceae. Gene Ontology annotation, cellular component: membrane; endoplasmic reticulum. The transcript has 15 exons. The record is from RefSeq and is a predicted model, not a curated record. Gene Ontology annotation, biological process: long-chain fatty acid metabolic process.